Molecule: messenger RNA, 2780 nt
Organism: Hibiscus syriacus
Lineage: Eukaryota; Viridiplantae; Streptophyta; Magnoliopsida; Malvales; Malvaceae
Exons: 12
Coding region: 138-2639 (833 amino acids)
Molecular function (GO): zinc ion binding
Source: RefSeq, a predicted model, not a curated record
AAAUUUACAAGAACAAGGGGAGUCUGCGAUGAGUUGAUGGCAUCGUCUUCUCAGGGAUUUCAAGCAUUCAAUUUUUUUUCUGGAGUUAUCGUUAUCUUUUCCCGAUCUCAAUCAUCACGAAAAGCUGAAAAUAAAAUAUGCAGAAAAUGGAGGACAUGGACAUUGAUUCAUUAGUGGACAUACCCGACACUCCUGAUAGGUUAUCUUCACAGCGAAUGAAUGGAAUUCAUCAUGUUGGCAAUUUAUAUAUAGCUAGUCAUGUGGGAGAUUCUAAUUCUGCAGCCUUGGACAGGCAGCUAAGGGGCAGAGGUAGAGUGGUUGCUGAAAAUGGGCAGCACAGAAAACAUUAUAAACACCCUCAAAAACUUUCAGGCGGUGUUGAUAAGAUUGAACAUCGAAAAAACACUAUUGUUUUAUCCCCACUAGAGGAAACUCGAGAAAAUGCUCCCCUAUCCAGAAAAACAACAUUGGAGAGAAGCAGGAAUUCCGUCAGAGAUCAAUACAUGGAAAAAGGAAAAGCUCCUUGCUCUAAACUGCCUUCUAAAUCCUCUGGAUUUGGUAAAGACCAUGCUACUGUAAAUUUAACUGGACGGAAUAUGCACAAACCUGAAAUGAAGUUUCCACAAGGUGGAUCAGAAAAUUGCUUUGCUGAAGGAGGAAGAAAAGGUAUUGUACCAAGAAAUGGUGGUUCUUAUACAUGUAAUUCUUCAAGCAAUUCUGCAACAGCCAGAGAUAACUACAAGGGUAAAGAAAAAAUAGAUGAUAUUGGCUUUAAAGGUGUUGGCUCAGUUAUGGAUCAUAUGAAAGGGGUGGAUCUCUCUUGUAUUUCCCCUCUUAGAUUGGAAAAGCAAUUGUCUGCAUCCCACCAUUCUGAUGUCUCACCAAGAGCAAUCGGGAAAAAAAGGUUGGUUCGUAAUGGUUGCAUCGCCCCUCAGAAUAUAGCUAUCAGGGCUAAACAACUCAAUGAACAAACCCAGAUCAGCUUUAAAUCUGAAGAAAAUAUUGGGAAUGUAGUUAGCAGCAGACCUUGUGUAGACAUUAGUGAGAUAAUUGCGGAAGAUAAUAAUUAUGGUAAAGGAGGAGUUGUCCAUCCCCAUGCAUCCAUGAAUCCUGAUAUCAAUGUUACUAGUUUAUAUGGCAGUGCUGUUAGUAACAAUAGUGAUUCGAUUAGAGAUGAAUGCUUUGAAAAAAAAGUUGGUCAGAGAAGCAUACACAACUGUUCAAAAAAUGUAGACCAUGCAGCUGCUCAUCAUUUCAGCAGAUUUAAAAAUAUUGGAUGUCAAAUGAGUCAACAAAAUGAAAAUAAAGUUGUAAAAAGAAAUGACACUAAUCGAGGAAACAACAGAGUUCUAUCUGGUUGUCUUGAAAAUCAUGAUGCAACUGAAAAAGCUCCUGUGAUCUUCUCAAAAUCCAACCAUAUAAGUGGACCUUCUCCUCCAGAAAACAUGCUGCCUAAAAUGCAAACGAAACACAUAUUAACCUCAGGAAAUAGUGGUGAAAGCUCUAGGCUCAUUCCUUAUGAUGCAGAUGUUGUGUUUCUUGGCUCAUCUCGGGAAUCAUCGAGUUCAAGGUCAUCUAGAAUUAAUAUUGGGCAACAUCUGAAUGUUUUGGAUCUUGAUGAGUCAUUUGAAAUGAGAGGGACAAAUGGCAAUUAUAGAGACUGUGUGAGUGAUGAGGAAUUAGAGGCUAGGGCAAGGCAAGUUGAAUCAGAUGAAAUGCUGGCCCGUGAACUCCAAGAAACAUUAUAUCAUGAGGUCCCAAUAUAUGAAAAUUUCGAGCAGCUUGAUGAAAACAUUGCAAGGGCACUUGAGCAGGAGGAAGAUACACUCCCCAGUACUUCUACUCGUAGUCUUCAUGAGUGUCUUCAGAUAGAUGAAAACAUUGCAAGGGCACUUCAGCUGGAGGAAGAUACACUCCCCAGUACUUCUACUCGUAGUCUUCAUGCAAGUCAUCAGAGAGGCUCAACAAGGCAGUGUCGUACUCAGUCUUCAUUACAGACGUCUCAGAAUUCUACAAAUAGGAGAGGAAGAGGCUCAGCAAGGCAGUCUCGUACUCGGUCUCCACCGCGGACUUCUCAGAAUACUUCAAAUAGGAGAGGUAGAGGCUCAGCAAGGCAGUCUCACACUCCGUCCCCAUUGCGAACUUCUCAGAAUACUUCAAAUAGGAGAGGUAUACGGGCUCGUUUUUCUACUUCUUCUAGAGUGUCGCGGUUGAGGAAUCAAGUUUUGAAUCAGAAUCGAGCAGUACCAUCUAGGACAAGGAAUUUUCACUUUCCACCAGACAUGAAUUUGGAUAUGAGAUUUAAUAUAAUAGAAGCCAUGGAGAAUAUUAUAGAAGAUGAUACCACUGGUGACACCUUUCGAAUUCAUGAUUUUACCGAUAGUGACUAUGAAAGGUAUUUGGCACUCGAUGAAAACAAUCACCAUACCGGAGCAUCUACUCGGCAGAUUAACAGUUUACCGCUCUCGAAAGUGCAGACCAAUAAUUCUGAUGAAGUCUGUGCCAUAUGUCUCGAAAGCCCUUCGAUUGGAGAAACCGUUCGCCAUCUUCCUUGUCUACAUAAAUUUCACAAGGACUGUAUCGAUCUGUGGCUCAGUCGGAAAACGUCAUGCCCGGUUUGCAAGUCAUCAAUAAAUUGAAUGGGGGAGCGUAUAUGCUUUGAAAUGUUGAUAGGAGAGAAGAUCAAGAAUAUAUUGUGUAAAGUUAUGGGGCAUAGCCUGCAACUUUCCUUUUUUCUUUUCGAAUAAUGACAAAAAUAUACCUGACGUUUGCACAAAUGA